Molecule: messenger RNA, 1702 nt
Organism: Lolium perenne
Lineage: Eukaryota; Viridiplantae; Streptophyta; Magnoliopsida; Poales; Poaceae
Molecular function (GO): protein binding
Source: RefSeq, a predicted model, not a curated record
CAAAGCUCAAGAAAGCACCAUGAGAAAACUUUCAAGCAUGGUUUCUAAUAUGGCUCCAUGGACCAGCUGGAACACAAGCGACUCCAACCCCUGCCUGUGGAGUGGGGUCACUUGCUCUGUGUUUUCCCAGCGCUCCGGUUCUUCUGCAGAUUCACCGAUUUUCCACAACAAUUGGCGUCAUGCCCCUUGGGUGCAAGACUGCGCGUGCUCAAUUUGAGCAACGCCCAGGUGGCUGGUCCGCUUGAUGACUUCUCUGGUUUCCACAAACUGGAGGUUCUUGAUUUCUCCUUCAGUUAUCUGAAUGGAAGUGUCGACAGACAGCUGAGUUAUUUGCCCCGAUUGAGAAUCUUGAACCUUAGUUACAAUAGACUUGAUGGUGACCUCCCCACAAAUAUGGCCCACUCUUUGGAGGAACUUGUGUUAUCCAAUAACCAGUUCAGCGGUCAGGUUCCAGUGGGUUUAUUCCGGUACAAGAAUCUCACUCUGUUGGAUCUCAGCCAGAACAAUCUGGCAGGUGACGUGCCGGAUGAGUUCUUCAAGCUCUUCAAUCUUCAAACGUUGCUCCUUACAGGCAAUGAUCUGGGUGGCAUGAUACCAGGCAGCUUGUCGAGUGUGACAACAUUAGCUCAUUGUGCAGCUGACCAGAACAACUUCAGUGGCUCCAUACCAAGUGGAAUCACCAAGAAUGUAAAGGUGUUGGAUUUGAGUUACAAUAUGCUAAGUGGUGAGAUACCUUCUGAUCUAUUCUUGGCUCCAGGUUUGCAUACCGUUGAUCUCACUAGCAACAUGCUUGAAGGGCACAUCCCGCGAGGAUUCUCUCGCAGCCUCUCUCGCCUUCAUCUUGGAGGGAACAUGCUCAACGGUAGCAUCCCCAGCUCGAUUGGUGACGCCUCAAGCCUGUCCUAUCUUGACUUGGAGAAUAAUUACUUGGUGGGAGGUAUACCCUUGCAGGUUGGCAAAUGCAAUAAAUUGGUUCUCUUGAAUCUGGCAAGCAAUGAAUUGAAUGGUGCAUUGCCCACUGAGAUCGGCAAACUUAGUAGACUUAGUGUAUUGAACCUUAGCCAAAACUCAUUUUCUGGCGCCAUUCCAACUUCAAUCGGCUCUUUGCAGUAUCUUACUGAACUUGAUCUUGCGGACAAUGAGCUUACUGGUUUCAUCCCCACCAUGCCAAUCUCCUUGGGUCCGGUUUUGAAUCUAAGUCACAACCAUCUCAGUGGGUCCAUCCCUUCAGACAUUGGCUCUUUACUGGUCUUGCAGAUUCUUGAUCUUUCCUACAACAGCUUGUCUGGUCAGAUACCAUCAUCGCUUGCCGUUAUGCCAAUGCUGACACAAUUGGUGAUUUCUUAUAAUCAGCUCUCUGGAUCUCUUCCAAUAUUUACAUUUAACCAGGUGGCAGUCGAUUCCACGGGAAAUCCUGAUCUUACAAGUAUUGACAAAGUUCCAGAGAUGGCGGAAGAUAACAAGUCAGGUAUUUGGGUUGCAGCAGUUUCAUUUGUAGUAUGCUUUGUCAUCUCUUUCUAUGGGGAUGGGAUCAGAAACGGAUGGUUCACAGGUUGAAGGAGCAACUAUCUGAUUACUUCCCGCUGCAUGCAAAACCCAAUGCCAAGCCCUGGAUGCAUGUAAUGUUUUUUGUUAGGACAAAACAAACUAAUGCUCGUGUAAACAAUAAAUAUUAAACCGAAGUUUAUCCCUUUUCUUUCCA